ACCCCUUUAGCUGUCAAAACAAGAGAAAAAUCGGAAAAAAUCUUCCCAACGCCAAACCAAAAGUUUAUUGAUUUCACGAAAAUAUCGUAAAAUCCCUUCAAUUUGUGCAUAAAAUCGUCAAAAUCCGUCGCAUUGUGAGUGAUUGCUUCGCGUCGACCCGUAGUCAUGAGUGGCAAUCGUGGAAAUUUCAGUUUUUCGAUGCGCCGUCCGGGGCAGCUUUCGGGAGCGCUUCGUCCCGGGCAACAACAAGCGCAGCAGCAGAAAAGUUUCUCACUAAAUGCCGUUCCGCCACCCAGUUCCCUGACCGGCCGUGGCCACGGGCAUCCCCCACCGAAAUUCCACCAUCAGCAUCAACAGCAAGCGGCCAGUGGGGUUUCCAAGCACGGCUAUCACACCAUGGAUGCGAUCGCGGCCUACGCCAAUCCGGCUUCCCAAUAUUCACUCGGCAAGAGGCGUGGGAAAACCGAGGAUGACUAUUUCGACGACGACGAUGAAUCGGGACAGCAGUUGGAUUAUAUCCCGGCGCCGGGUUCACCCUCGGCCAGCGGAUCGCAAGCUAAAUCGGAUGACGAAGAUGACGAGGAUGAUCCGUUGGAUGCAUUUAUGGCCGGCAUCAAUGCCCAGGUGGAACGUGAGAAGAAGAAAAUCCCUCAGCCGAACGUUGACCCCAAGAAGGGGACCCGUGGUGACAUUGACGACGUGGACGACGAGGAAAGCUACUACCGUUACAUGGAGGAAAACCCCAUGGCCGGUUUACACGAUGACGGUUCCGAUGCAGAACUGGAGUACGACGAAGACGGCAACCCCAUUCCGCCGCCGAGGAAGCGCGAGAUUGAUCCGCUGCCACCGAUUGACCACUCCGAGAUCGACUACGACAAGUUUGAGAAAAACUUCUACAACCCGCACGAGGACAUAGUCGGGCUGAGCUUGUCGAAGAUCAACGAACUGCGGAACAAACUGGGCGUCAAGGUUAGUGGCCCGGCUCCGCCGGCACCGGUCACCAGUUUUGCCCAUUUUGGAUUUGAUGAACAGUUGAUGAAGGCUAUUCGAAAGUCAGAGUACACUCAACCGACACCGAUUCAGGCUCAAGGCGUACCGGCUGCGUUGAGUGGCCGUGAUAUUAUUGGUAUUGCCAAAACCGGUAGCGGAAAGACAGCGGCCUUUUUAUGGCCCAUGCUGGUUCACAUCAUGGACCAGAAGGAAUUGGGACCCGGCGAUGGACCGAUCGGGUUAAUCCUUGCACCGACGCGUGAAUUAUCGUUGCAGAUCUACCAAGAAGCUAAAAAGUUCGGCAAGAUCUAUAACAUAAGCGUUUGCUGCUGUUAUGGUGGUGGAUCCAAGUGGGAACAGAGCAAGGCACUGGAACAAGGUGCGGAGAUUGUGGUGGCCACUCCUGGUCGAAUGAUUGACAUGGUGAAGAUGAAGGCUACCAACUUGCAGCGUGUGACCUAUUUGGUAUUGGACGAAGCCGACAAAAUGUUCAAUUUGGGUUUUGAACCACAGGUUCGCUCGAUCUGCAAUCAUGUCCGCCCGGAUCGGCAGACGAUGCUUUUCAGCGCUACGUUCAAGAAGAGAAUCGAAAGGUUGGCCCGUGAUGUGCUGACCGAUCCAGUGAGAAUUAUGCAUGGAGAUUUAGGUGAAGCUAAUGAGGAUAUUACCCAGCAUGUGAUUGUGAUGAACAAUCCGGCGCACAAGUGGAACUGGCUUCUGGCAAAGAUGGUUGAGCUGCUAUCCGAGGGAACAGUAUUGAUUUUUGUUACCAAGAAGGCGGAUGCCGAACAGGUUGCCAACAAUCUCCGUCUGAAGGAAUACGAUCCAGUGUUGUUGCAUGGUGACAUGGAUCAAGCUGAUCGUAACAUAGUCAUCACCCGUUUCCGAAAACGUGAAGUUGAAAUCAUGGUGGCCACUGAUGUAGCAGCUCGUGGUCUCGAUAUUCCUCACAUUAAAAAUGUGAUCAACUACGACAUUGCUCGGGACAUCGAUACACAUACCCAUCGAGUGGGUAGAACGGGUCGUGCUGGCGAAAAGGGCACUGCCUAUACUUUGGUGGUGGAUAAGGAUAAAGAAUUUGCCGGACACUUGGUUCGUAACUUGGAGGGUGCGAACCAGGAGGUUCCCGAAGAGUUGAUGAAACUGGCAAUGCAGAGUGCUUGGUUCAGGAACUCACGUUUUAAGCAUAACAAUAAGGGUAAAAACCUAAAUGUUGGUGGAGCUGGACUAGGAUUCCGCUGUCGACCUGUUCCCAGUGGUCCAUUGAAGCCCUCGGAUGGACCAUCAUCUUCUUCGGCUGGUGGAAGUGGCUGGAAGGGACCGGUCACUGAUCGUUUAACCGCUAUGCGCGACACAUUCAAAGCCCAGUAUAAUGCACAAUUCAAGGCUUCCUCUGAUAGGACAUGGGAAAACACACUUCCCGAGGGAGGGGUCUUUGCAAAACCCAACCUCUCGGGUUUCGUUCCCGCGUCUAGUGGUGAAGCAGGCGAUCAACCCCAAAGAAAUGACGAACAUGAUCAAUCCUAUACCGGAGAGGAAGAUCGGCCCCGUAAGAAAAAAAGCAGAUGGAAUUAAUUUGCAUGCGGUACAGCAACGCCCCCAAAAUGCUUAAGGUUGUACGCGAUUGUGUCGUUGUGUGGUUUCUGUGUUUAGGUAUUGCUCCAUGGCAGUUCUAUAUGUGUCAAUUGUAGAUGGCCGAUACUCCCCGAAUCGAGCAAGUGUGGAAGGAUAGUGUAAAUUGUCUGCGAUUACUCCGCAUUAUGAGCAAAAUAAAGUCUUCACAACUAUUUCUGUCCAAA
This is a messenger RNA of Aedes aegypti (yellow fever mosquito), 2789 nucleotides long. Its product is annotated as ATP-dependent RNA helicase DDX42. Gene Ontology annotation, molecular function: RNA binding; ATP binding; RNA helicase activity. The transcript has 5 exons. The coding region runs from base 166 to 2565 and encodes 799 amino acids. The record is from RefSeq and is a predicted model, not a curated record. NCBI's taxonomy places the organism in Eukaryota, Metazoa, Arthropoda, Insecta, Diptera, Culicidae.